Gadus chalcogrammus (walleye pollock) is the source of this 4966-nucleotide messenger RNA. RefSeq names its product Cbl proto-oncogene C, E3 ubiquitin protein ligase (gene cblc). The record is from RefSeq and is a predicted model, not a curated record. Gene Ontology annotation, molecular function: phosphotyrosine residue binding; receptor tyrosine kinase binding; SH3 domain binding. Gene Ontology annotation, cellular component: plasma membrane; membrane raft. The coding region runs from base 828 to 2642 and encodes 604 amino acids. Gene Ontology annotation, biological process: cell surface receptor signaling pathway; negative regulation of epidermal growth factor-activated receptor activity. The transcript has 13 exons. Lineage: Eukaryota; Metazoa; Chordata; Actinopteri; Gadiformes; Gadidae.
GAGAGAAAAAAAAACAAAACAGAGAACAGAUACGAGAGCAAGAAAGGGAGAGGCUUCGUUUCACAGAAUGGAUUCAAGACUUGGAGAGCCAGGGUGUCCACAGAGCCAUGCGUGAUUUAUGCAUGUUUGAAGAGCCGUUUUAUGAGAGCCUUAGUCAGGGUGGCUCUCUGUGUCUUUGAGGAAGCAAGUGAAGAGACAGGGAGCAUGCCAGGAGUGGAGCCAGUACGACUUGUCAACACAUAGUUCUUGUUCAGUGCCCGGUUCCUUCUUUCUCUUCUCAACCCUGUUGGCUGGUCUUCUUCUGGAACUGAUGAAGAGGAUCUGAAGCUCAGCGGUACAGUAGUCUUUUCUUUUGAUUGCCCACGAUAAGAUGGUUGAUCCAGGAUAUUCAAACCCCUCUUGUUUUUCCGGUAAAGGGUUAGAGUCCAAAGUCCAACGGCACUUAAAGCUGUGUUUCUGAGAGAAGGUUUUUAAUAGGUGCUCCUCUGUUAGACACAAUAACAUGGCAGGCGCUGAACUGUUUGGGUCAUUGAGAGGAAGCCACUUGCAUGUGACCUGAUUUGACUCCUCCACUCACACACACACACACACACACACACACACACACACACACACACACACACACACACACACACACACACACACACACACACACACACACACACACACACACACACACACACACACACACACACACACACACACACACUUGUGCACAGAGUGUCGUGCACACACAUGUCAUUUGGACGUCAUUUGGAUCUCAUCACCAUCAAGAGCUAGACACAACAAAGACACCGCCAGCAUCUGGCAUUCUUCUGCCUAGAGCGAUGGCAUCAGACGGGGCCACGGGGGACCUCAGGGGCCCCAAAGCCAGCGGAGGGGGGCUGCGGGCCCUGGGCAGCGGGGCGGACCGGCGGACGGUGGACAAGACCCUGAAGAGGCUGGAGAAGCUCCACCAGCUGAGCUCCAACCCGCGGCUGGCCCUGAAGAACAGCCCGCCCUACCUGCCCGACCUGGUGUCCCAGACCAUGAGGGCUCUGACGCAGGUCUGGGAGCCCCACCGUGUGGCCGGGGCGGCGGGCCCGGAGCCCCGGGGGGACGAGGCUGAGUACCUGAGGGUCCACGGCAGGCAGCUGCUGGAUAAGACGGAGCGCGCACUGCUGCUGUUCAAAGAGGGCCGCGACAAGAUGUACGAGGAGACGUCCAACUGCAGGAGGAACCUGACCAAACUGUCCCUGCUGUUCAGCCACAUGUUGUGUGAGCUGAAGGCCCUGUUUCCCGACGGCAAGUUCCAGGGUGACAGCUUCAGGCUCACCAAGACAGAAGCAGAGGAGUUCUGGAGAGGCUCUUUUGGGAAAAAGUGCAUAGUGCACUGGACCGUUCUCAAGGAGCAGCUCAGAGCGGUCCACUUGUUUGAGGAGGGGAUGGAGUCCAUGGCGCUGAAAUCUACGGUAGACCUCACCUGCAAUGACCACGUCUCCGUGUUUGAGUUCGACAUCUUCACCAGAUUGUUUCAGCCCUGGAGAUCACUCAUAAGGAACUGGAACCAGUUGGCAGUGACACACCCGGGCUACAUGGCCUUCCUGACCUACGACCAGGUCAAAACCCGCCUGAUGCACUACCUACACAGGCCAGGGAGUUACAUCUUCAGGUUGAGUUGCACUAAGAUGGGCCAGUGGGCUAUUGGUCAUGUGACCAAAGAGGGGGAUAUCAUUCAAACUAUACCACAGAACACACCUCUCUACCAGGCACUCGUCAAGGGUUUCAAGGCAGGAUGCUACCUCUACCCAGAUGGGCGGGACGUGAACCCAGACCUCACUGGUCUUUGUGAGCCCACCCACAGGAGCAGAGUGGGAGUUACUGAGGAGCAGUAUGAGCUGUACUGUGAGAUUGGCAGCACCUUCCAGCUCUGUAAGAUCUGCACAGAGCGGGACAAGAACAUACGCAUACAGCCCUGUGGCCAUCUACUCUGCCUGCCCUGCCUCACUGCCUGGCAGAAAUCGGACGGCCACUCCUGUCCGUACUGCCGCUGUGACAUCAGAGGGACCGAGUCCAUUGUCGUCGACUGCUUCAGGCCAGGAGGCUGGGAGGAAGAGGAGGAUGGGGAGGUGGAGGACGAUGCUGAGGACGAUCAUGAGGACGUGGAGUUGGUGAUGAAGGAGGUGGCUGCCCUGAGGAAGCUAUCAAGUAAGGAGCACCGUCUGGGCCCCCCAACCGUGCCUCUGAAGCCGGUCGGGGUCCCUGGUGUCCCACCCCAACUGCCUAACCGCCGCCCACUAACACCCCCCCCCAAACCCCCCCGACAAGCGCACUCCCUGGCGGCUCAAACUGGUAAUCACGCAACAACAAAGCACUUGCCUCCAGCCAAAAACACAAGUCAACAGGGGGAGCCAGAGAGCAGCGAGGAGGAGUCAAGCAGUGGCCUGCGACCACCUAAGCCACACCCACGUUCUCUCAGUAUGGAAUGCCUCAGAGACACACAGAAACCUAAGUCGAAAAAGGGUGAAAAGGGUGAAGCAGUAUGGCAAGUUUCUGAUCUGGACACAGAGUACCCGUCUGUGAGAGGACGAGGGAAGAGGAGAGAAGAGCUAAAGCAAGAGGCCUCGCCACAGAAAGAGGUGGACAGAACCAUGUACACGUGACCCUUCUUUUUUUAUUUUAUAUGAGAAGGGGGAAGGCACUGGUUACUCCAUCACUGUAAUUGACCAAGUGUGUUCCUUAUAGUCAUAAGCAACAGAUAUAGAUAAUGGAUUGUAUUGGGUUAUUAUCCAAUCCGUGCAUUUUAAUAGCUAUUUGGUAACUAUAGCUUCCUCUUCCAUUAGAUACAAAACUCAUUAAAUGUUUUGAACCUUUAAUUUGUACGUGUUUUCCCUUGCUGCCAAUAGAGAUGUUUUAUUAAUACAUUUGUGACCAGAUCAUAAUGGGAACAUUAGCUCAGCUAAUGUGGAUUAUAAAACUGCUGUUAUGUGCUACCUCAUCAUCUUGUAUGAUAAUCCAUUGUGAUAAAAUGUAAUUUAACACGUUUGUACUUUUGAUAAAAAAGCGGAUGUACCUCGUUUGUUAAUAAAUGCCGAUAAUGACCCAACCUUUUCUCUCCAGAUAAUUGAUGUGCUGUAUUGUCUGAAUCUUAGCUUUUCUAACAGGUCAGUCAACUGCAAACGCAACAACAGGGAUGAGCAGGUAGACAUUGCUUUUAUUCACCAUUUCACUUUCUGUCGAUCUUGGACUUCUCAGCUGGCAGCAGACUUUUUGAGGAGUUUAUGAGUUGGAUUCAAGUGGGAUAAAAGAAGCAAGGAAGAGAUUGGAGAAGAGGGACAAGAUGAAGGAGGAGGGGAGCGUUGUACUCAAUCUGCUUGGCCAGUUCAGGGGUUGGCAUCCAGUGUGGUUUGGAUCCAGGAGAGGAACUCGUACACCUUGACGUACACGCCGGGGUAGUUGGGCUCAGCGCAGCCCUGUCCCCAGGACACCAGACCGGUGAGCACUCCCUCACACACCAGUGGGCUUCCAGAGUCCCCCUGUGAGGGAGAGGGAGAGGUAGAAACAGGCAGGAGGACGGGGGUGAACAUGGACUUGGUGUACAAGACAGACUGCAGACCGUUGAUGGGCAGUGUCCAAAAUCAUUCCCAAUGUAAGGCUGUAUUUGGAUCAUCACUAAUUCAUCCUGCUGUCCUAAAUCAAGUGCUGUCUGAUUGUAGAAAUCUGGUAGCCUGUAUAGUGCACUACUACUUAAAACAGCAAUAUGUACGAUUGACCCCCACAGCUAGUAGGCGGCACGUAACUCGGCUGGCUGGGUGGCUGGGUGGGAGGGGAUUUGGGAGUGUCAAUAGUAGGUUUCUUGUAAACAAAGAGAGAGGUUCAUUUGUAGAAUAUAUCAGUUAUAGGAUGGGAUUUUAUUGAUAAUAUUAUUGAAUCACUAUUGAUCAACAUUGACAACAGUUAUGUCAAGAUAAUUCAUAGCUACAAGCUAUUAUAAAUGUAAUGUAAUCCAGCUUUAAUGCCCCUAAUGCACUGUCCAACAAAGUAUACAAGCUAUGUACACUCUUCACUAGACUAGCGUAGGGCAGGAAAGUCUCCCAGCCAAACGCUUCUGGGUUCAAACCCAUAGCCAAACUGCUCCUUGUGCCCCUGUUUGUGUGUCCAUCCUGAUGUAUAAGAGACAGAUCCGCCUACCUAUUGGACUGUGCCAACUGAUAGGAUGAUGAUCCAUAGAGCAUCUGGAUGGCUGACCCAUGUGUGAUGUCACUACAGGCUUGUUCUUUAAAUUACCUGUGGUGGCUAAUCAACGUCAAAACCGCUGGUUGAAAUGGGGGCCUCAUAAAAUUACAUGUAUAGUGCACAUAAUUAAAAAAAUAACUGAAUAAAUUUGGAAAAAAAUACAUGCGUCCGUUUAAUUCAUUGACUAGUAAAUAGUAAAUCUCACGUUGCAAACGUCCCUGCCCCCAUCCAUGAAUCCGACGCACAUCAUCCUGGGGGUGAUCAUGCCCGGGUAGGAGGCCUCGCAGGCAACUGGCUCCACGAUGGGCACGUCCAGACACUGCAGCCUGGUGGGCAGGUUCACUAUUGAAGGAAGCACAGCAUUAGCUUCGUUCACUCCUCAGUCUGGACAAAACAAGCAGCAAGAUUAGUUUUUUUUCCGAAAACAUGUCCCAGUCUGGUUAAAGCUGGUGUGGUAAGCUCACCCUCUCCACCCAUGGCCAUGUUGCCCCAGCCAGACACGGAGCAGAGCAUGCCCCCGUCAGGGAGGCCCGUGGGCAGGGAGAUGGGGGCCACUGACUGGGUCACCUCCACGGGAUGGUACAGCUUGAUCAUCAUCAUGUCGUAGUCCAGCGUCUGGUAGUCAUACCUGCCAUCAGAGAGAACAGCGAUGGGAAGAUGUUGGCGGCAGGGUUUAUGUAGUGGCUAGUAUGGUCCGGCUCCCAGUGUGAAGGUACAAGGUCGGACCUCAAUCCCCCAAUGUCUGCAGCUU